GUCGGUGGAUGGAUAGCAGAUGCCAAGUGUCGGUCUCUAUCAGCGUUAUCAUUGCCGUCAGAUUAGAGUCUUAAGACAUCACGAGUCCAUCGUGCUGUUACGACGCACAUGCAACGUCUUCAAAGUAUUCCUAAAAAACAUCUUGUUUGUCGUGUGAGGAUUGAGACCGAGGUGGAAUUUCCGCGAAUUUGGUAUCUGGUAGUGUCAGAUGAGAUACGCUAGUCUUAAGUUACUAUUGCGAACGAGGAUACAGGGAUCGAGAUCGCGUACGUUUGAAACGUCGAAAAUCGUAACACAGCGAGAUAUCUAAUAGAAAACGAGACGAUGUUCAGUAACGCCGUGCAAGCGAAAUUGGCAUCGAUGGUACUGAUUGGUGCCGGCAGCUUCGUCGUCGGCAUUGUGCCCGCUUGUUUCAUUUCGCGUACUCACCAGCUCCAACAGAAACUGCUGCUUUCUUGUACCUUGUGCUUCGGCGCUGGUGUUCUCCUAGCCACCGCGAUGCUUCACGUGCUACCAGAAGUACGUCAAGGUCUAUCGGAUUAUUCCGAGCUGGUGUUCUCCUGUGGCUUCCUCGUGCUGUAUUUGGUCGAAGAAUGCGUGCAUUAUUUUUGUCGAGACAGAAAUCAUGAGCUCGAGACGGAUACUCGUCCUUCCAGAUUCAUGGACUCUGGGAUCGCGCAUGAGCGAGGUUGUUUGAAUUAUCGAAAUCAUAGUGUUGGUUACAAUGCCGCCUCGCAAGACAGUAAAGUGUACAUGUCCGAAGGCGACGUGAAAUUACCGCUCAAUUACCGGCAAAAUCCUCUUGGUGAUAGUGCCAAUAACGCGCGGACAUUUACUAGCUACGGCGCGACGCAAUCCAUCGCGUGUGACUGUCGUUCAAGACUACCAAACGAAGAAAAUAUAUUUUCAUGUCACGGAAACCGUGGCGAACAAUGUACCGAUGCCAAUACUGGUCUCGCCGGUCUCGCUCUCGCUCUCACUGUACAUGCCGUUCUGGAAGGACUUGCAAUAGGAUUGCAGACGAAAAUUGCUGAGGUGUUGUUAUUAACCGGAGCGGUAGCAUCACACAAGUUUGUCCUCGGCUUCUGUUUGGGGCUGGAAUUAGCGGGAGUUAGUAAAUCUGUUCCUAAAUUAAUAUUUGCGAUUUUUCUAUUCGCUUUUGGAUCCGUCAUUGGAAUCGGCAUCGGCAUGUUAACGUUUCAGGCGAAUACGGAUUGGUCCAAGGUGGUAUUGCCAAUUUUGCAAGGUCUGGCAGGUGGGACUUUGCUAUACGUCACCGUAAGUGAAGUUCUUCCGAGGGAAAGGACGCGAUGGCACAAAAGUUCACGCAGAUAUGCGGGCAUUUUACAAUUUCUGUCGGUAGUCGUUGGAUUUGUCGUCAUCUUUCUUCUUAAUAACUACAUAGGCGAGUGAAUUAACUCCAACAUUAAUUAAAUACUAGAUUGUUAUAGAUAAAUCGUAAGUAUUUCGAAAUUGAGUUACUUCUGGCAAUAUACUAUAAUUAAGCCGUGUAUAUUCUCAUAAAGCUGUGUGAUAUACAUCGAAUAUGUGUUGCACUGUAAUAUUAGAUUAUGUUGCCAAUCACACAAGUAACUGACAUUUUUUGAGCAUUUGAGAAUAUAGGAUUAAGAAUACAGAAGAAUAUCGAAUUUUUGUAACUGUGCAAUUCUUCUUGCGAUACUAAUAGUUUAA
Trachymyrmex cornetzi is the source of this 1692-nucleotide messenger RNA. It is a transcript of the gene Zip88E, whose product is annotated as Zinc/iron regulated transporter-related protein 88E. Bases 325 to 1413 code for a protein of 362 amino acids. The transcript is spliced from 4 exons. NCBI's taxonomy places the organism in Eukaryota, Metazoa, Arthropoda, Insecta, Hymenoptera, Formicidae. Gene Ontology annotation, cellular component: plasma membrane. The record is from RefSeq and is a predicted model, not a curated record. Gene Ontology annotation, molecular function: zinc ion transmembrane transporter activity. Gene Ontology annotation, biological process: zinc ion transmembrane transport.